This is a messenger RNA of Talaromyces amestolkiae, 1194 nucleotides long. RefSeq lists its product as uncharacterized. Bases 1 to 1194 code for a protein of 397 amino acids. NCBI's taxonomy places the organism in Eukaryota, Fungi, Ascomycota, Eurotiomycetes, Eurotiales, Trichocomaceae. The record is from RefSeq and is a predicted model, not a curated record. The transcript is spliced from 5 exons.
AUGUCUUAUGUUGUUGUCCCGCCGGGACAGUCACCACCUUUCGAGGUUGUCGAUGACCAACAUCAUGGCGCGUGGAUCAUAAUUACUACAGCACUUGGCGUAGCCAUCUCCUUGGUGUGCUGGUUGAUCCGACUUUACGUGCGAUUUGCAUUGACUUCUGGCUUUGGCAUUGCUGACUGGAUAUUGGCGGCGUCCUCGGUUAUAGCUUUGAUACAGUCGAUCAUAAUCCUACUGGCCGCCCAUUAUGGAUUCGGCACAUCGAUAGAGUUAAUAAAGUCUGACGCUGUUGUGCGUAUUCAGAACAUGCUUGUCGCCAGUGACGUCUUGUACAUCAUCACUCAGUACCUUGCCAAAAUAUCCGUCGUGGCUAUUUUACUGCAAUUGACGCCGCAAAGAAAACAUAACCUCGCGACAUGGGUUGUAGGCGGCGUUUGCACGGUAUGGCUGGUGGCAUCUGUUUUACUCAUUACUGUUGACUGUGAGUUUAACAAGCCUUGGGAACCUGCUGCUGAGCAUUGUACGGGUCUGCUUGCUCGAUGGCGGUUUAUCACUUUCUUGGACAUCAUCACCGAAGUCGCGUGGCCUGCACUCGCUAUUGCCAUAGUGUACGAUGUUAGAACUUCUCUGGAUCGGAAGAUUGUUAUCAUGUCUGCAUUUUGCUCGCGUUUACUAAUCAUCAUCUUCGCGGUGUUACGCUUACACUACGAAGGACCCGCGUCUAAAUCACUCGAUCCAACCCUCGCUUUUAUCGAACCAUACCUCUGGGGCGAAACCGCGAUGCAUUACUCUUUGAUUGCAUCCACUGGUUUCUGUCUGCGGCCGUUUAUGAUCGCCGUGAGUACAAAUUAUGGCACUGCAGGCGACGAAUUUUUGAGCAGCAGUGGUGGCGCAGGAUCUGGAAGUAGAACUCGCACAGGUAAAAGCGUUGAUAGCUACGCCAUGAAAGACAUGUCACGCUCUUCACGCGGAAAACGUGGUGGCGGUAGCAUGGCUGGUAACAGUGCCCCCCGCUCAGAUACAUCAGCCGUCCUCGAGGAAAGAUAUGAAGGAUAUAUGGGCACUGGAGUAGAACACGGUUCUUUAGUUGAGGCUACAAGGCGGAAAAUCAGCGGCCAUGAUGCGAGCAGUGUUGGAAGUACCGAAAGUACGAAGAUGAUUAUUCGUAAGAACACGGAUUAUACAGAAGGAUACUAG